AUGUCAGAUUAAAUUCCAGAUUAUAGAGAUUAUGAUGAUGAAUAUGAAAGAUAUUUAAAAAAACUUGUACCUGGUCCCUUCAUUCAUGAUAUCACAAUGACAGAAGCUAAGGAAUAUUUAUAUGUAAAUUCUAGAAAUAAAUAUUUAGAAUGAUGUAAUUACUCCCAAACUUAUUUAAUACACACUUUAAUACAUCAAAACACAAAUCAGAAGAAAUGUUACUGUUGAUGCCAAUUUCAUAACUGAUAUUAAUUAAAUUUAAGCAAUUCGAUUAACAUCAUCUAAUUAUUCAAUUGCUGUAACUGUUAUUAAAGAUAUACUUUCAGCAUUACUUUGGGAUACUAUAAAUUAAGAAAUUCUUAUGAUUGAUAGGAAUCCAUAAAUUGAAAAUACCUUUAUUAAUCAAAAAAUUAUUAGAAUAGAUUCAAUGACAAAAGACUUUAUCUCAAUAAUAGCUGGUAUCUAUAUUAGAGCUAUAAAUCAUUAAAAUUUUAAAUUAAAUUUUAAUGAUUGUUAAAGAUAAUCUUUGAUGAAAUGGGUGUUACUCAAAUAAUAUAGAUAAUAAUAAAUGAAAGAAAAUGGAGAGUCUUUCUCAAGAAUACUUGAUGAUCAAUUCUUAAAAGAAGUCAAUAAAUCAAAAUAAUAAGAAUCAAAGUAAGUCUCUUAGAUAGAAUAUAGUCAAAAAUAAGAUAAUAUUUCAUAUUAAUAGUCUCAUUCAUAAAAUCAAAAUUCUUAUAAUCAUUCAUCUAAACGAUAUUAAUAUUCUUAAAGAUAAGGAUAAAAUUAAAUAUCUCAAUCUCACAUUUCUUUACCAUCUACUAGUAGAAUAGAUACUAUGAAAGAUUAAAUAUCAAUGAAAGACUUUGUUCAAGGAAUGGAGAAUAUUAAAAAUUAAAUAUUAUUGGAUGUUCCUCAACCUGAUGAAUUAAAACCUAAAGAUUAUACUCUCAAACCUAUUAUCCCUUUCUUUUCACCAGAAAAAGUGUUUAGAGUUAAAAUUGAAGAUUUGGAAGAAUUACUUAAGGAAUAAGUAAAAAAUUAAAAAAUUUAAGAACCAAAUCCUGCUGAUUAAUUAUAGUAAUUAUUAACCUAUUAUUCAUAAAACAAUCCAGAAUAAUAUAAAAUAUUGUUAAAUCAAUAUUCAGAUUUCAUUCAUGAAAAAGUAUAUUUAAAUAUUUAAAUUAGAUGUUUGAAGGCAUGGGAUUACCUUCAUCAACUAAAUCCUAAAUUCAAAUUCAACCUUAAUUUCAAUAAUAAUAAUUAAGAUAAUCCAUACAAAUUCCAAAAUCUAAAUCAAUGCUCUUUUCUAAAUAACCCCCUAUGCAACCUUAACUUUAUUAAGAGGAAAUUGUUGCUAUCAAAUUUAAUAAGAAAAUAAAUAGAUAAGAAUUUGAAUUACUUAAAUAAAAGUUGGUACUCUCUCAAAAUAUUAUGGAAUUCUAUUUCAGUCGUUUAUAAGAAGAAUUUAAAAGAGUACUUAUAUUUCCAAUUGAAUUUUAUAAUGUACUCAGUUAAAAUCCUUAAAAGUAAUAAUUGUAUAUUAUUCUUAGAGCCUAAAGCUUUACAGAUCAAUAUUAAGGUAAAAAUAGAACUAUAUUUGAUCAAUUUGACAAAGUGUUUAUACCUGUGAAGAUAAGUUAAUAUGAAUAUGUUGGAGUAUAUAUUGACUUUUAGAAUAAAACAAUGUAUUAUAUCAAUACACUUGAAAGAAGAGACAGUAUAUAAUGAAUAACAUUUUUAUAGGAAAGUAGCCACCUUAUAAAGAAUUAGUAGAUUAACCGGUUAUGCAUUUUAUAAUGAAAUUCAUAGAGAAUGAGUACAAUCUAAAAGUGAUGAGAGCAUUCAACAUAUUUAAUUGGAGUAAUAUUAUAGUAUUGAUAAAAUUCAUAAGAAUUUGUAGAAUUCAUGAACGAUUAUGCUUAAAACUUCAAUUAUAGUGGUUUAGUAUUGACAUAUGUGAUUGAUU
Molecule: messenger RNA, 1966 nt
Organism: Paramecium pentaurelia
Lineage: Eukaryota; Ciliophora; Oligohymenophorea; Peniculida; Parameciidae
Source: the annotation of a GenBank genome assembly